This is a messenger RNA of Alosa sapidissima (American shad), 742 nucleotides long. Its product is annotated as fatty acid-binding protein, adipocyte-like. Lineage: Eukaryota; Metazoa; Chordata; Actinopteri; Clupeiformes; Clupeidae. Bases 16 to 549 code for a protein of 177 amino acids. The transcript has 4 exons. Gene Ontology annotation, biological process: fatty acid transport. Gene Ontology annotation, cellular component: cytosol; nucleus. Gene Ontology annotation, molecular function: fatty acid binding. The record is from RefSeq and is a predicted model, not a curated record.
AGACAGUGCUGAGUGAUGUCACAAGCUGUGAUUGGUUGUCUGGCUGCACAGCUGUCUAAGAGUUACCACACGCCAAGACUUCACCUGAACGUGGACUUUCAGACACACCACCCCAGAGACCAGACCAGACCAGACGCUGCAGCUAUCAUGGCCGAGAAGUUUGUUGGGACCUGGAAGAUAGUGGAGAGUGAAAAUUUUGAUGAGUACCUCAAGGAACUGGGCGUGGGCUUCGCUCUCCGCCAGAUUGCGAGCCGAGCCAAGCCAAGCCAGAUCGUGACUCUGGACACUGAUGGAACCAUCACCAUGAAGACGUUAACCACUUUCAAAAACACAGAGAUUAAGUUCAAGUUGAACGAAGAGUUCGAGCAGAUCACUGGUGAUGACAGAAAGACUAAGAACGUAGUGACCCUGGACAAUGGUGUAAUGAUUCAGAAGCAGACCUGGGAUGACAAGGAGACGACCAUUGAGAGAGAGUUGGUGGGCGACAAGUUCAUUGUGAGAUGCAAGGCGGGAGAUGUGGUGUCGGUGAGGACGUACGCGAGGGCCUAAGUCUCUGGAGGCCUGUGGGAUGUGAAGACAACAGAAGACUCUCAGAUCAGAGUCAUAUUUUCCUCUGGAUAACUGAAACAGCACUUGUGGCAUUUGAAUGUGUGUGAGUGUGUGUGUGUGUAUGUGCGUGUGCGUGCGUGCGUGGUUCAAUUACUGCAGUGUAUCAAUCCAGAAUAAAAGUGAAAUUGUCUUA